AGGGCUCGGCUGGUUGGGGGAAGGGCUUCACUCAGCAGCUCAUGGCGGAGAGAAGAAACUCUCCGUCGGCUCGAUCACCGCGCCGAUCCGCCAACACGGCCGAGCACCGUACGACAUGAGCCUGCGGAGAUUGCGGACAGUCUGCGUGUGUGUUUCUGCUUUCGGCGAGUCCACGGAGCUGCUGCAUUCAGACACGGUGUCCUGUGAGCGUUUCUGAGAGGAACUGAAGAACAAACAGGGGAAAUGGCUGCGAGCGCGGGCUUCUCCUCCAAUGGACCUGUACCCUGGGCUCUGAGCGACACCGAGGUGAACAAUCUGUACCGGGAUCUGGAGCUGGGCACCGUACUCACGCUCUUUUACUCCAAAAAGUCCCAGAGACCCGAGAGAAGGACGUUUCAAGUCAAGCUCGAGACCAGGCAGAUUAUCUGGACCAGAGGAACGGAUAAAAUCGAGGGCGAAAUUGAUAUCCGGGAGAUUAAGGAGAUCCGGACGGGACAGAAGUCUCGUGACUUUGAGCGAUAUGUGGAGGACGCCACGGCCCGGCCGGACCAGGCCCACUGCUUCGUCAUACUCUACGGGACUGAGUUUCGCCUCAAAUCUCUCAGUCUGGCAGCGACCUCAGACGAGGAGAUGGUGAUGUGGGUGAAGGGUCUGACGUGGCUGAUGUCCGAUACGCUGGGCUCCUCCACACCGCUGCAGAUUGAAAGGUGGCUGAGAAAGCAGUUUUACGCAGUGGAUCGUAACAGAGAGGACAGAAUUUCCUGUAAGGAUCUGAAAAGUAUGUUGUGUCAGGUCAACUACAGAGUGCCCAACAUGAAGUUCCUCCGAGAGAAACUUCCGGAUGGCGAGCUAAGGAACGGAGAUGUGUCAUACAGUCAUUUCGCUCAGCUGUACCGCAGUCUGAUGUUCGACGCACAGAAAUCGAUGGAGAUUCCACUGCUGCAGAGGUUUAUUGAGAGACCGGAGCAGAAGAUCUCGCUGGAGGACUUCCAGAACUUCCUCAUUGAACAGCAGAAGGAGCUGUGGGCUGCAGACAUUAAUAAGGUGCAGGAGUUCAUGUUCCACUACCUGAAGGAUCCUCUGAGAGAGAUCGAGCAGCCCUACUUUCACCAGGACGAGUUCCUCACCUAUCUGUUCUCCAAAGAGAACACCAUCUGGGACGCUCAGCUGGAUCAAGUGCGGCCCGAGGACAUGAACAACCCCCUGUCCCACUACUGGAUCUCCUCAUCCCACAACACCUAUCUGACGGGGGACCAGUUUUCCAGCGAGUCGUCUCUGGAGGCGUACGCCCGCUGUCUGCGCAUGGGCUGCAGAUGCAUCGAGUUGGACUGCUGGGACGGUCCUGACGGGAUGCCUGUCAUCUACCACGGUCACACCCUCACCACCAAAAUCAAGUUCAGUGAUGUGCUCAACACAAUCAAAGAGCACGCAUUCGUCACAUCUGACUAUCCCAUCAUCCUUUCCAUCGAGGACCACUGCAGCAUCGUCCAGCAGAGGAACAUGGCCACUUUCUUCAAGAAGGUGUUUGGAGAGAUGCUGCUGACCAAAGCGGUGGACAUUUCAGCAGACGGCCUGCCCUCGCCCCACCAGCUCAAGAGGAAGAUCCUCAUCAAGCACAAGAAGUUAGCAGAAGGCAGUGCAUACGAGGAGGUGUCGUCUUCAACACCCUACUCAGAGAACGAUAUCAGCAACUCCAUCAAGAACGGCAUCCUGUACCUGGAGGACCCCAUCAACCACGAAUGGUAUCCACACUUCUUUGUUCUGACCAGCAAUAAGAUCUAUUACUCUGAAGAGACGUCCAGUAAUCAGGGGAACGAGGAUGAGGAGGAGCACAGAGAGAUCUGCAACGGUAUGGACCAGCAUGUGACGGAGAAGUGGUUUCAUGGUAAAUUGGGUGCAGGUCGUGACGGCCGUCAGAUCGCAGAGCGCCUGCUGUCUGAAUACUGUGUGGAGACUGGAGCUCCAGACGGAUCCUUCCUGGUGCGGGAGAGCGAGACCUUUGUGGGAGACUAUACCCUCUCCUUCUGGCGCUCUGGCCGUGUUCAGCACUGCAGGAUUCACUCUCGACAGGAAGCAGGAAGUCCCAAGUUCUACCUGACAGAUAACCUGGUGUUCGACACUCUGUUUGCGCUCAUCACUCAUUACCAGCAGGUUCCUCUGCGCUGCAACGAGUUCGAGAUGAAGCUGACCGAGCCAGUGCCACAAACCAACGCUCACGAGAGCAAAGAGUGGUAUCACGCGUGCCUGUCCCGCAGUCAGGCUGAAAACAUGUUGAUGAGGGUCCCUCGUGACGGCGCUUUCCUUGUUAGGAAGAGAACUGAAUUCAACUCUUUCGCCAUUUCCUUCCGGGCCGAGGGCAAGAUCAAGCACUGCCGCGUCCAGCAGGAGGGACAGACUGUGGUUUUGGGAACCUCCGAGUUCGACAGUUUAGUAGAUUUAAUCAGUUACUAUGAGAAACAUCCACUGUACCGCAAGAUGAAGCUACGCUACCCCAUCAACGAGGAAACUCUGGAGAAGAUCGGCACUGCUGAGCCUGAUUAUGGGUCUCUGUAUGAGGGACGAAACCCGGGAUUCUACGUGGAAGCCAAUCAGAUGCCCACGUUUAAGUGCACAGUUAAAGCCAUGUAUGAAUAUAAAGCCCAGCGGGAUGAUGAGCUCUCCUUCAUCAAGAACGCCAUCAUUAGUAAUGUGGACAAACAGGAUGGAGGCUGGUGGAAGGGGGACUGUGGUGGAAAGAAGCAACUGUGGUUCCCAGCCAAUUAUGUGGAGGAGAUCAGCCCAACGGCAGUGGAGCCUGACAGAUCUGCCUCAGAGAACAGUCCUCUGGGAGAUCUCCUGAGAGGAAGUGUGGACGUGUCUUCCUGUCAGAUCGUGGUCAGACCUGAAGGGAAAGGUAGCCGUCAGUUCGUCUUCUCUCUGGUGCCGGUGGCGUCUCCUCGCACCGGUCCUGUGCUGGACAUCGCAGCGAGCUCUCAGGAUGAGCUGAAGGACUGGGUGUUCAAGAUCCGAGAGGUCACCAUGACAUCUGAAGCCAAGCUGGAGGAGGGUAAAAUGAUGGAGAGAAGAAAGAAGAUCGCUUUAGAGCUGUCGGAUCUGGUCAUCUACUGCCGGCCGGUUCCUUUCGAUGAAGACAAAAUUGGGACAGAGCGUGCCUGUUUUCGGGACAUGUCGUCCUUUCCCGAGACUAAAGCAGAGAAGUAUGUGAACCGCAUUAAAGGGAAGAAGUUCCUGCAGUAUAACCGUCUGCAGCUCUCGCGGAUCUACCCGCGCGGCCAGCGCCUCGACUCCUCCAACUAUGACCCAUUACCCAUGUGGCUGUGUGGCAGUCAACUGGUGGCUCUCAACUUCCAGACUGCAGAUAAACCUAUGCAGAUGAACCAGGCCAUCUUCAUGCUGAACGGCAGGAGUGGAUAUGUGCUGCAACCGCCCAUCAUGAGGGACGACAGCUUCGACCCGUUCGACCGGCACUCACUCAGAGGAGUGGAGCCCAUUACACUCAGCAUUGAGGUUUUGGGAGCGCGUCACCUGCCCAAACACGGUCGAGGUAUUGUUUGUCCGCUCAUUGAGAUUGAAGUUUGUGGAGCAGAAUAUGAUAAUGCCAAGCAGAGGACGGACUCUGAAGCAGACAAUGGUCUGAACCCCACCUGGACCAGGAAACCCUUCAGGUUCACCGUGUGCAAUCCUUGCUUCGCAUUCCUGCGCUUCGUGGUCUACGAAAUCGACAUGUUCAGUGACCAGAACUUUUUGGCCCAGGCCACUUUUCCCAUCAACUGCCUCAAAACAGGCUACCGCUCGGUCCCGCUGAAGAACAGCUACAGUGAGGAUCUGGAGCUGGCCUGUCUGCUGGUGCACAUGGACGUCAUCAGAGGACGGGUGGGAUAUGAGCUGAUCCAUGAGAAUGGAGAUGUGUUGAGUCCGUUCUCUCCGGCUGGGGCGAUGGCGAUGGCCAUGCAGGCGGGCCGCGAGCGGCUGGGCGACUCUGGCUCCGUCUCCUCCACCUCCUCAAUGUCUCCUCUGCCCUCGUCUCCAGCGCAGGCUCUGGGGUACCGCGGGCGUGAGGGCUCGUUCGAGGCCCGCUAUCAGACGCCUCUGGAGGACUUCAGGGUGUCCCAGGAGGCGCUGCUGGACCACGAGAACAGGAGGCUCCGCAGGGCUCGCGUCAGCGCCGAUAACCGAGCGUAAACCGAGCGGACGACAGACAGACGGACGGAGCAGACGAGACGCAAGGCCAGCGACAGGGUUUCUGCAGAGCUGAUGAUGUCGGGACGGUUUGUGUGGGAAUGGGCACGGCGGCGCUUUCGGACAGAUCUCUCUCUCCCGCUCAGGGCCCUGUGGUGGGCAGAGGGACUCGCGCCGAGCCUUCGCUCGCGGACACACAUCUACAAAAACCUGCUUCGCUACAAUCUGAACCUACGGCCGACGGGUCAGGUGUCUAACGCAGACGCUCACAGACGAACAGCGUUUCAAAACUGAGUGGGGCUGUAUCAUUCAUCACUUAAAACAAACGAAACCCAUUCCAGGUUAACAUUUAAGGAGUAAUAAUACAUUUCUUUACUCUAUCUCUCUGGCUUAUAUAUGACUAUAUAAAUGUGUGUGGUCCAUUUCGCCGUCAAAUUCGAGAAGCAUCUGCUCUCAAAGAGCCUUUCACUCCAGAGUUUUAUUUCAUUAUUUUUUUAUUAUUUAAAUGUUACGUUUUUAACUCUUUUUAACAAUGCGAGUGUGUCUAACAUGAGGGCUUGGCCUUUUUAAGUUGCAUUUCUUGUGCGUUUUCUUCCCUCUGACCGACUGAAGGGUCUGUUUUUGUAAACAGGCAGAUGGCAUUCUGGGAGAUCUCACUGAAGCAGUCGCUAUUCGUCAACGUUUGAACAUGUUUUUAUUUUACAAUAUGACGUGAUCACGUGACCAGAGAGCAAUAUCACUCUCCUUUUGUUUGUCGGCAGUCUUGGCGGACGCAAACAGCUCAGGUGGGGUUUUUAAGGCUUUGCAGGAAAUACUGUGUGUUUAGUUUACGAAACAUGGACCAUCUCAUUUCACAUUGUUAUAUUUUCCCUCUGGAAAACAUUUCUGUGAUGUAUUCUUUCCCUUUACUCUCUGAUCAGUUGAAAUGUCUUUUUUUUCGUGAUGAUUUCUUUGGCGUUAUUUUAAUUAGAUCAUAUAGAGUGGACGUUGUAUACUUCUGUAUCGUCAGAAAGCCAAAGGUCGACUGUGCGGGACCAAAUGUGUGCGUCUCCAUAAUAUUAGGUUAGUAAAACACCCUGAGCAUUGAAUACUUCUGGACAAAAAGGACAGGAUCUUUGGGAUUUGUGUGUGUGUGUGUUUUUUUUUUCUUGUGUUGACAAGAGUAAGGGCAUUUCAGUCAGUCUUUUCAUUGUGCCAUUCGUUCACUGUGUUUUGUGUUACGCCAUAGUCCUAAUAUAGUCAUGUAUUGAAAAAUGACUGGUAAAAUGUAGUAUUUACAGUUGAUGUGUUGUAAAAUCAAUGCAAUGGGUAUUGUAGCUCCGUCUGAUGCAGUUCUCCUGUUUAGCCAGUAGAGGUUGCAGUAUUGCUGCACACGUUGCCUUGUCAUUCUGAGAGUCAUUUAGUGUCUAACAGACACGUACGGAAGCCAUUGUAAACAUACCGUUUGUUUUUCUCAUUCACUGAUGCUUUACCUGGCUCUCCGUUUGACCUUGGGGUCCAGGUGCACUUUUAUAUUUGUGCUUUGCAGCCCCUUUUUAGAAACCUAUAUAUUUUACGCCUAAGUUAUGGCACCAUUGCUGCAAUAUUUAUUUGGGUCAGUGCAUGACAGCUGUGGAAGAAGCGCCCAACACCGUGUUGCUUUGUUGUACGUUCCCCUGACUGGUCAUAUGAAGAAAACUGGAACGAGGGGGUACAUUGCAUGUCUACAUUGUCAUUCCUCUUUUUUUUUAUUGCUAUAAUCAGUGUAGAAUACGUUAGAAAGUUAGACAAGAGAACCGCCGAGCUUUAAAAAGGAAAAGAUGACGCCAAACCUCUUCAGAGGGACGUUCCUCUGCAUUUAUUCCUGAUUAUUGGACAUUCCCUCAGUGUUAAAUCCCUGUACUUCUGUUGGCCUUCUGCAGUCUGUACAUUUAUGUUCUGCUUAUUCCCUUCAUCAUCGUUCAUGUGCCUUGGUGUAUGUAUACAUCAACAAAAGAUCCCCCGUCGGACAUGUAUGCCUUUUUCUAUGCUUUCUUGCAUCAGCAUUUUGUUACCAAUGUUCUUAUUUACGAACCAAGCCUUUUCUGUAACGUGCCUAUGCUAUAUUGGAGGAAGUAUACAUUUUAAUUUUGCUUUUCAUAUGAAACAUAAUCAAGCCUGAGAAUAAAGUACUUAUUCAACAUUGA
Messenger RNA from Danio aesculapii, 6344 nucleotides. RefSeq names its product phospholipase C, gamma 1 (gene plcg1). Lineage: Eukaryota; Metazoa; Chordata; Actinopteri; Cypriniformes; Danionidae. Gene Ontology annotation, biological process: positive regulation of epithelial cell migration; phosphatidylinositol-mediated signaling; phospholipid catabolic process. The record is from RefSeq and is a predicted model, not a curated record. Gene Ontology annotation, molecular function: phosphatidylinositol-4,5-bisphosphate phospholipase C activity; protein binding. The transcript has 33 exons. The coding region runs from base 244 to 4182 and encodes 1312 amino acids.